This is a messenger RNA of Pseudonaja textilis, 492 nucleotides long. It is a transcript of the gene MYL10, whose product is annotated as myosin light chain 10. The record is from RefSeq and is a predicted model, not a curated record. Lineage: Eukaryota; Metazoa; Chordata; Lepidosauria; Squamata; Elapidae. Gene Ontology annotation, molecular function: calcium ion binding.
AAAAUGGCAAAGCAGAGGAAAGAAGAGGGCAGCGCCAAUGUUUUGUCCAUGUUUGAACAAAGCCAGAUUCAGGAAUUUAAGGAAGCAUUCACUAUCAUGGAUCAGAACCGAGAUGGCUUCAUUGACAAGGCUGACCUGAGAGACACUUUUGCUGCACUGGGGCGUAUGAAUGUUAAAAUGGAAGAGUUGGAAGCAAUGAUCAAGGAAGCUCCAGGUGCCAUCAACUUUACUGUCUUCCUUACGAUGUUUGGUGAGAAACUGAAAGGCACUGAUCCAGAAGAAAUCAUUUUGAAUGCUUUUAGAGUUUUUGAUCGAGAAGGAAAAGGUUACAUAAAAGCCGAUUAUAUGAAAGAGGUGCUCAUGACGCAGGCAGACCGGUUCACUGAGGAAGAGGUGAAGCAGACCUUCAGUGCUUUUCCUCCAGAUCCCUCUGGUUAUCUUGAUUACAAGAAUCUUGUUUACGUUAUUACCCACGGGGAAGAGAACGAUUAA